UGCGCGAAGCCGCCACGAAAAUUAUGGAAAAAAAUGGACGGUGGCGUGUGUUCAUUAUCGCUCUGCUCCCCCGACUGCCGAAUAAUCCGUGAAUAACUGAUGAUUAAUUGAAAUCGUGCAGUUGUUCUAUGGAAAGAGGAAGUUAAUUUUUUAAAUUUCAUCGACACAAUCGCGACGUGACUAACGGGGAUACUGCGGGGGGAUAAACUGGAGUCGGAUCGGAGCAACAUGGCGAGCCCUUCGCCUCAGUCGUCGCCCAUGCCACCACCUCAAGCCCCUAGUCCAAUGGGCCCACCUCAGCAGGCACCGUCGCCUUCCAAUCCUCAGGGGAGUCCUAUGGGGCCACCACAGCAUCAUCCACACAGCCCCACGCAGGGGUAUCCGGGGGGGCCAGCACCCACUGGAGCCCCCAUGACACAGCCACCGCCACAGCAACCACCACAGGGGGCCAACUAUCCACCACAUUCGCAGGGAAUGCCAGCUAAUAUGUCGCAGCAGUCAAUCUCAUGCGGAGUAGGGCCAGGCUCGGGCCCAAUGGGUCCAGGACAAAUGGGUCCAGGAGGUGCCCUCCCAAUGGGUGGUGGGCCCAACCAGAUGGGACCAGGAGGAAGCCAAAUGGGCCCAAGCCAAAUGCAACAGCAGCAAGGGCCCCAGAACGCCCCCCCGAUGUCGGGAGGGGUCCUGCACAUGUCAGGCCCCCCCUCAGGUCACAUGAACUCAUCGAUGCCGAGUCACAUGCCCCCAGGUGGGCCCCAGAACAGCCACAUUCCGCCAGGUGGCCACAUGGCCAAUUCCUCCUCAACGGGCCACAUGAAUCAAGGCCACAUGCCACCAGGGGGCCCGCCCCCUCCCCCAAUGUCGCAGACGGGUCCGGGGGGUGGUCCCCACAUGCCCCCAAAUCAGAUGUCAGGCCCAGGUCAGAUGAUGACGGGAUCAGGCUCGAGCCAGAUGCCACCGAGUGCGAGUAUGGGUCCCCAGAUGGGUCAGAGGGGGCCGGGCCCCCACAUGCCCCAGAGCGAGAUGAUGUCGGGGGGCCAGAUGCCCCAGGCAAAUCCCAAUAUUCAGGGGGGCCCGCCCCCCUCCGGAGGUCACAUCCCUCCGAAUCAGAUGCCAGGGGCCCAAAUGAUGCCCUCCGCUGGCAGCCAAAUGCCCCAGGGCCCCAUGAAUCAGGCCCCUGGGCACAUGCCCCCCAGUCAAAUGAUGCCUGUGUCUGAAACCAAUCAGAUGCCACCGGGCCCUCCUCCAAUGUCCGGCAAUGGGUCCAACCAGAUGGGCCCUGGGAUGAACCAGAUGCCCAACCAGAUGCCCCCAGCCAAUCAGAACCCUCCGAUGCAGGGGGGCAUGGCCCACAUGAGUGGCCCACCGACGUCAGGGCACAUGAACGCGAGUCACAUGCCACCGGGGGGGCCCCCUCCCAUGAAUCAGAGCAGUCAGGCCCACAUGGCUGGAGGCCCACCGGGGAGUGCUGCUGGGCACAUGCCCCCAGGAACCCCCAACAGUCAGAUUGGGCCCAACAGUGGGCCCUCACCGAUGAGUCCCAAUAACUCGACCACUCAGGGGGCACCUGGGCCUGCCGUGGGGCCUCCAAUGCCCCCCAACUCAGGACAGGAGAACCUCAAUGCCCUGCAGAAGGCCAUCGACUCGAUGGAGGAGAAAGGACUGCAGGAGGACCCUCGUUACUCUCAAUUACUGGCACUGAGGGCCAAACAGGGGAGUGGAAUGGGGGAGAAGCAGACCUUCAGCUCACAGCAGCUUCAACAACUUCGAGUGCAGAUCAUGGCGUAUCGACUGCUCGCCAGGAAUCAACCUCUGUCCCAACAGCUGGCCCUCGCUGUUCAAGGUGGCGCCCCUCCUCCCGGUAUGGCUCAACGUCCAAUGGACUCUUCUCAAGGUCCAGUUCCUUCUUCAGGUCCGCAAAUGCCGGGGAGUGGUCCAGCUGGUCAGCAGCGUCCAGCGGUCCAGGCCCCCCAGGGCCCAGCCCAGCAGGCGCAGCCCCAGCAGCCUCAGCCGAGUCAGCAGCAACAACAGCAACAACAACAGCAACAACAACAACAGCAGCAGCAGCAACAACAACAGCAACAACAGCAGCAGCAGCCAGGGGCGAAGACAAACCGCGUGACGAGUGUCUCAAAGCCGGCAGGUCUGGACCCCCUGCUGAUCCUCCAGGAGCGUGAGAACCGAGUUGCUGCGAGAAUAUCCCUGAGAAUGGAGCAGCUGAGCAAUCUCCCCACAAAUAUGCCGGAGGACCUGAGAAUUCAGGCGCAAAUUGAGCUGCGAAUGCUGAAGGUCCUGAACUUCCAGCGCCAGCUGAGAACGGAAAUUCUGGCGUGCACCAGGAAGGACACAACACUGGAGACAGCUGUGAACGUUAAAGCCUACAAGCGAACAAAACGCCAGGGUCUGAGGGAGGCGCGUGCCACGGAGAAGCUGGAGAAACAGCAGAAACUGGAGGCAGAGAGAAAACGACGUCUCAAGCACCAGGAGUUCCUCAGCUCAGUCCUCCAGCAUGGCAAGGACUUCAAGGAGUUCCAUAGGAAUAAUGUGGCGAAAUUGUCACGAUUGAACAAGGCAGUGCUGAAUUACCACGCCAACGCCGAGAGGGAGCAGAAGAAGGAGCAGGAGAGAAUUGAGAAGGAGCGAAUGCGACGACUGAUGGCUGAGGACGAGGAGGGCUACAGGAAGCUAAUAGACCAGAAGAAGGACAAGAGAUUGGCCUUCCUGCUGUCCCAGACUGACGAGUACAUCUGCAAUCUCACGGAGAUGGUGAAACAGCACAAGAUGGAGCAGAAGAAGAAGCAGGUGGAGGAGCUCAAGAGGAAGAAGCAGAAGAAGAAGAAACUGCAGGACGGGGAGACUGGGGAGGAUGGGAGCCAGGUGGAUCACAGGGUGAGCGUUGUCGAGGUGAAUACUGGGAGGACACUCACUGGUGAGGAGGCACCGUUGAUGAGCCAGUUGAAUGGCUGGCUUGAGGCCCAUCCUGGGUGGGAGGCUGUUGAGUCUGACAGUGAGGAGGACGACGAGGAUGACGAGGACAAUGACGAGAGGAAUGAGAACAGGGACAGGUCCAAGGAUGGAAACGACCCUGACGCACAGCAGACCAUUGCCAAGGCCAAGGUAGAGGACGAUGAGUACAAAACUGAGGAGCAAACUUACUACAGCAUUGCUCACACUGUACACGAGAGUGUCACUGAGCAGGCGUCGAUAAUGGUGAAUGGUAAUCUCAAGGAGUACCAGAUCAAGGGGCUCGAGUGGCUGGUAUCACUUUUUAAUAAUAAUCUCAAUGGCAUUCUUGCUGAUGAAAUGGGCCUUGGCAAGACCAUUCAGACAAUAGCACUUGUCACGUAUCUCAUGGAGAAGAAGAAGGUCAAUGGGCCAUUCUUGAUUAUUGUGCCACUCUCGACUCUAUCAAAUUGGGUACUUGAAUUUGAGAAGUGGGCGCCCAGUGUUGUUGUUGUCUCCUACAAGGGCUCACCAGCUGGGAGGCGAGCUAUUCAGUCACAAAUGCGAGCGACUAAAUUCAAUGUGCUGUUGACAACUUAUGAGUAUGUAAUCAAGGACAAGGGGGUGCUGGCUAAGCUCCAGUGGAAGUACAUGAUCAUUGAUGAGGGCCACAGGAUGAAGAAUCAUCACUGCAAGUUGACGCAGGUGUUGAAUACCCAUUAUCUUGCACCCCAUCGUUUGCUACUCACUGGGACACCCCUGCAGAAUAAACUUCCUGAGCUGUGGGCACUGCUCAACUUCCUGCUGCCGUCUAUCUUCAAGUCGUGCAGCACCUUUGAGCAGUGGUUCAAUGCACCAUUCGCCACGACUGGGGAGAAAGUGGAGUUGAACGAGGAGGAGACCAUUCUCAUUAUUCGUCGUUUGCACAAGGUGCUGCGCCCCUUCUUGCUGAGGCGCCUGAAGAAGGAGGUGGAGUCCCAGUUGCCGGACAAGGUCGAGUACAUCAUCAAGUGCGACAUGUCGGGGCUGCAGAAGGUGCUGUACAAGCAUAUGCAGAGCAAGGGGGUCCUCCUGACAGACGGAUCGGAGAAGGGAAAACAGGGGAAGGGUGGAGCCAAGGCCCUCAUGAAUACUAUUGUGCAGUUGAGAAAGCUCUGCAAUCAUCCCUUCAUGUUCCAAGCAAUCGAGGAGAAGUACUGCGAGCACAUUGGGGUACAGGGCUCGGGGAUCGUCACUGGGCCUGAUCUCUACAGGGCGUCAGGCAAGUUCGAGCUCCUCGACAGGAUUCUACCGAAGCUCAAGGCCACUAAUCACCGGGUUCUGCUGUUCUGUCAGAUGACCCAGCUGAUGACCAUCAUGGAGGACUACCUCAGCUGGAGGGGCUUCAAGUAUCUCAGGCUGGAUGGGACGACCAAGGCCGAGGACAGGGGGGAUCUCCUGAAGAAGUUCAACGAUCCUGGGUCUGACUAUUUCCUCUUUCUCCUGUCGACGAGGGCCGGAGGGCUCGGGCUGAAUCUCCAAGCUGCUGACACUGUCGUCAUAUUUGACUCUGACUGGAAUCCCCAUCAGGACCUGCAGGCCCAGGACAGGGCGCACAGGAUUGGCCAGAAGAACGAGGUGAGGGUUCUGAGACUCAUGACUGUCAACUCCGUUGAGGAGAGGAUUCUCGCAGCUGCUAGGUACAAGCUGAAUAUGGAUGAGAAGGUCAUCCAGGCUGGGAUGUUCGAUCAGAAGUCGACGGGCUCGGAGAGGCAGCAGUUCCUACAGAGCAUUCUCCAUCAGGACGACGCAGAUGACGAGGAGGAGAGCGAAGUGCCUGAUGAUGAUGUCGUUAAUCGGAUGAUUGCGAGGAGUGAGGGGGAGUUUGAGAAGUUCCAGAAGUUGGAUUUGGAGAGGAGGAGGGAGGAGGCCAAGUUGGGGUCAGACAGGAAGCCCAGGCUCCUCGAGGAGACUGAGCUCCCUGACUGGCUCGUCAAGGACGACGACGAGGUCGAGAGGUGGACGUAUGAGGAGGACGAGGACGCCUUCCUGGGGAGGGGCUCCAGGCAGAGGAAGGAGGUGGACUACACUGACAGCCUCACUGAGAAGGAGUGGCUGAAGGCCAUCGACGACGAUGGCAUUGAGUACGAGGAGGAGGAGGAGGAUGACAAGAGGAAGAAGAAGACGAGGAAGAGGAAGAAGAAGGGGGAGGAGGAGGACGAACCCUCGUCGAAGAAGAGGAGGGGGGGCACUGCCGACGCCAAGAUGAGGAAGGCUAUGAAGAAACUUCUCAAGAUUGUGGUGAACUACACUGAGGCCACUGAUGGGAGGACACUCAGCCGGCCUUUCAUGAAGCUGCCGUCCAGGAGGGAGCUGCCUGAUUACUACGAUGUCAUCAAGAAACCACUCACCAUCAACAAGCUCAUGCAGAAGGUCGAGGAGGGCAAGUACUCGGAGAUGGAUGAGCUUGAGAAGGACUUCCUGCAGUUGUGCAAGAAUGCACAGAUCUAUAAUGAGGAGACUUCGUUGAUUUAUGAGGACAGCAUGGUCCUGCAGAAUGUCUUCAUCGAGGCCAGGCAGAGGCUCGAGAAGGAUGGAAACAUCUCCGACGACGACGAGGGCGAUGAUGGGGGCUCCGAUGGUGACAGCGUCAGGAUGAAGAUCAAGAUGAAGGGGAGGAAGAGCGAGGGUCGCGCUGGUGGCAGGAGAAAACGAGUCACCAAGAAGUAUAUCUCGGAGUCCGAUGAUGCUGAUGACAACUAAUCGUUUAUUUUAUUUUAUUUUUUUAUGAUUUGGAGUACAUGAUUGGCUUUUUUCCGGUGUACAGUAUCAAUGACUUGGAAUUAUUAUUGCACUUGGGUUUCACAUCAGUUUUGAUUUUUUUCCACUGUUUCUUGAGGUAGUUUUAAGGUAGUUCAGGCGUUCAUGAUGACGUGAUGAUGUUUAAGUGGGGAUUGGAGAAAAUUUUGGUCCAGUUGAUUUUUUAUUUCGAGGGUAGCAGUGAAAUUCAAUCAAUUCAAUUGGUAUAUAAUUUUUAAGUCCUGAGAAAAUUGAUUUAUUGUGGACUCUGUAUGAGGUAUUCUAGUUUAGUCAGUUUAUUGUAGUUUAUACUAUUAUAUUCUACGGAUAAGAAAAUUAAUUUGAUGAAAAUAAAGGGUGACUAAUUGUGAAGAAAUAUACUGAUGGACAUAAUUUCGGUGGA
Diachasma alloeum is the source of this 6121-nucleotide messenger RNA. RefSeq names its product ATP-dependent helicase brm (gene brm). NCBI's taxonomy places the organism in Eukaryota, Metazoa, Arthropoda, Insecta, Hymenoptera, Braconidae. The transcript has 5 exons. Gene Ontology annotation, cellular component: nucleus. The record is from RefSeq and is a predicted model, not a curated record. Gene Ontology annotation, molecular function: ATP-dependent chromatin remodeler activity; transcription factor binding; ATP binding. Gene Ontology annotation, biological process: positive regulation of transcription by RNA polymerase II. The coding region runs from base 229 to 5682 and encodes 1817 amino acids.